Trypanosoma conorhini is the source of this 381-nucleotide messenger RNA. RefSeq lists its product as uncharacterized. The transcript has a single exon. The record is from RefSeq and is a predicted model, not a curated record. The coding region runs from base 1 to 381 and encodes 126 amino acids. NCBI's taxonomy places the organism in Eukaryota, Euglenozoa, Kinetoplastea, Trypanosomatida, Trypanosomatidae.
AUGGCGGCAGAGAUGGAUCCGAUGCUGCAGGGCACUUACCUGCAUGAUGAUGCCAAGGACUUCAUACCGACUUCAGAGGCGCUAGAUCAAUUUGAUGCUCAGUUGGUACGAGGGGAGCCCGUGCACAGUGAACUUUCUUCGAAGAGGCAUCUGCCGCAGGCCUGUGGCGCCCCUUCUUUGCCUCAUCUUCGUAGGCCCCACGCAUCGCACCAGCAAUAUCCACUGCAGCAGCAGUUGUAUCAACAGAAUCGCAAUGGGAGAAAGAGUAGUGACGGUCCUUCUCGGGCACACGAAGGAUUGACUGUCGACGCGCAGGAGCGCCUGGAAGAUAUUGAGGCGGUUCGUCAAUUGGGCAACGACAUGGUUGGGGACGACGAUUAG